CGGGAGGGGUGUGAGUCGGGGGCGGGGGCGGAGUUGGGGAGCUGAACGCGGCUGUGGUAAGGACGGGUUCGAGACUCCUGACGGCCUCGUGGCGUUUCCCGAACACCGCCUGGCUCGGGAGUUCCUGGCCGCCGUCGCUGAGGCGGGAAUAAUCAUAAAGAAUGAAUUUUAAUGUCUGGAAUAUCAAAGAAAUGCUCAGUAUUCCUUCAGGUUCUGGAAAUACUAAAGCAUCUGUCUCGAAUAAUAAUCAGACUGAUUAUUCCAGUCUCAGUGAUUCGCAAUUCCUCUUCGGAUCUCAAUUCUGUCCAGAAAAUUCAGAGACUCUGUCAGCACCUUUGGACUUUGGUGCACACUUAAGACAGCAAAAACAAUCACAACAGAAUUCUUUGGAUAGUGAACCUAGUAUUUUUACAAAGUACCAGACAAAACCCCAGCUGUUUGGAGGCAAUGCAAAAGAUGGAGAUUUAUUUCCUCUUCCUUUGCCAGUUGGAAAAUCAAAAGGCCUCUUGGAACAGUUUGAGGAAAAAAAGAAAACAGCAAAAGAUAAAUGUGACAGUGAGACUCUAUACAACUUUGUUUCCAAUGUCAGAGAAAGCAUUCACAAGUUGCAGACAUCUGUGGAAAAGUCUGAGGAACAUCUCACUAUAAGAAGUCAGUCUAUUCUGGAUUCUUUGGAGACUGUGGCCAAGACAUUACAGGAGACUGCACGGACCCAGAGUGACCUGGUGUUUGAGGCAGUGCAGGAGAAAGGCAACACGGAGCAAGCCAUCCUUGAGCUGCAGAAGAAAUUCGAAGCUAAACAAGCAGAGAUUUUGGAAAUGAAGUCCAACCUGAAGCACCUGGAGGUUUUAGUUGCACAGCAGAGUAAGGACUUCCAGCAGCUGUGUGAGCAGCUAGGCCAGCUGAACGUGCCCAGUGUCCUCGCAGAGCUGAAGAGAUGGAUCUCAGUGCCUCAGGUGCCCAGACACGUGAGAGACAGCACUUCUCAGACGUCGCCACUUCUGGCUCGGAACCUCAGCUUCACCGGGCAGGAACAAUAUGCCCUUGAGGACCCAGUGCCAUGGCAGGCCCAGGGCCUCCCUGGUGCGGGGAAUCCCAGUAGGGGCUCCUCACAGCCUGGAAAGUUUGAUGUCUGGGGUGAGGGGGCCAAGAAUGGUGCUCCCCAAGAAGAGGCUGCGCUGCCCGGAGCUCAGCCCCGUGAAGGCAAUGGGUGUGCAAAGGACCAAGCAAUGCAGCCUCACUCCAACAAUCAGGGUGUUAGCAAAAGCCAUCCCGAGAACCCUGGCUCCCACAUCCCAGGCUACAGGAUUCCUGGCGACAGGGACCAGGUCUCUCAAGGAGCUUCACAGCUCAUAUCCCUGGACUUAAACACAUUUGCAACCAGCAUUGAGAAUGCCUAUCCAAAACACCAAACCAAAAGCAUGUCUUCAAGUGACCCAUGUGAACAGGUGGUGACAGAACAGAAAGGCAGGGCUAUAGAAAGCAGGGGGAAAGGCAUGAGGCAGCAGACCAGGAGAGCCUGCAGAGGCAGGCCCAUAGCCAGGAAGCAGGAACAGGCCCCAAGUGAGACCCAUGCCUUGAAGUCUAAAUAUCAGAGUCCUCAGCCUCCAGUUUCUGUCCCACAAAGUGGCCCCCUGGGGCAGCAGGAACCCCUUACUCAUGUGCUGCCUCUGCAGGGUGUCAGGAGCCCCAGCAAGCCAGUCCAUCCUGUUUUGAGAGGCACAGUCAUGCCCACAAAGACAGCGAGGGCAGCACGUGGCAACUGCUUGCAGUUCAACAGGUCCUCUUCCCAAGACAACAGCCUGCUUUCGGGCAGUUCCCAGGGGGACCACCAGAUGAGCUGGUUCAGUGACCUGAGCCUUGGACGUUCAGAGCCGCCUCUGCGCAAGGAGCCAGGGAAGCAUUUUCUCUAUGACCUGGGAUUUGAUAGCAGUGAUGACGGCUUCUGACCGGCCCAGAGCAUCUUUAGCUGUAUAUUGAUCUCACCUAGAAAGACAAAAUGCUAGACACUUGGGCUGACCAUCAGCAGAAACUCCCUGAAGCUUGCUUGGGACUCUCAGGGUCAGGGGCUCUGCUGCGGUGAGGUUAAUGGAGAGCAGGGGCAAGUGUGGGUAGCAGGUGCCGCCCAUGACAAAGACAUAAGGAGUAAGUACAUCUGUGUUUGUUGGAAUGAAAUGUGAAGUCGUGGUGAUGAGAGCCGAGGCAGCAGCGUGGUGUGGGUCACCAGGAGGAGAGUGGCUGUACUCCGGCAGAGGGCACUCAGGCGAGGAGCAUGAGGGCUCUCACAAAAGCUGUUGCUGUGGCAGCCUGACUCCCAAACACAAUUUGGGUCCCCAACAUAUUCUCUGCAGAUGACCGGUGUCUUUCUGGGCCUCAGUAUUUUUUUUCCUUCCUACUUUAUCCACUAAUGCUGGCAAAGCAUCUGCAUUUUUUGAUCAGUGGCUGUAUCAUAUUCUCGUGAACAGAGAGUGUUAAAGCUACCAAUGAAAGGGAAGCAACAUGCACAAAAUAGACGCCAAAGGUACCCUGUCCACAAGCCACAUGAGCCCAUUUUGUCUUCCUGGCGAUUUAAAACCCUGUUCUUUCUAAGCUAACAGCAGCGUCUGUGGGCCCUGUCUUGUUGCUGGAGAGCAGUAGGCUUAUGUGAAACUUUGGCUUUCCAUUUACAGCUUGGUGAAGCUUUUAAUUUUUGUAACAUAUAUGUGUUUCUUUUGUAAUACAAAUAACUUACUACAAAUAAAGAUAAGUCCUUGAAAAUCUUUAUCUUUUUCUUUCACUGAGGUUAUUGAACAGAUCUCUCAGUUCGGUUCUUUGGAGAAAUCAAAUAGAUAAGAUGCAGCCCAUCUUCUUAUUCUCCAAGUCUCUCAAAAGAUGAUUCUCAUUUAUUUGAAAGGCGGAGUGACACAGAGAAUGAAAGUGAGAUCUUCCAUCUGCUGGUUCAUUCCCCAAAUGGCCACAACAGCUGGGGCUGGGCCAGGCUGGAGCCAGGAGCCAGGAGCUCCAUCCGGGGCAUCUUAUCCACUGCUCCUCAGGUGUAUUGUGAGGGAGCCAAAUUCAGAGUGGAGUAGCCAG
Molecule: messenger RNA, 3072 nt
Organism: Oryctolagus cuniculus (rabbit)
Lineage: Eukaryota; Metazoa; Chordata; Mammalia; Lagomorpha; Leporidae
Gene: IHO1
Product: interactor of HORMAD1 1
Biological process (GO): homologous chromosome pairing at meiosis; DNA recombination; meiotic DNA double-strand break formation
Cellular component (GO): condensed nuclear chromosome
Source: RefSeq, a predicted model, not a curated record